Molecule: messenger RNA, 629 nt
Organism: Auanema sp. JU1783
Lineage: Eukaryota; Metazoa; Nematoda; Chromadorea; Rhabditida; Rhabditidae
Source: the annotation of a GenBank genome assembly
AUGCAGAAGUAUUAUCCUAGCAUUAUUACGUUUAUUCCAAUUGUGAUUCCCCUGAUAUGCAGAGUUGACGCUUUGUCAGACCGUAUAAAACUACCACUUAUUUACAUGACUGUAGAUAACAAACUAGUUUUAUCACUCUGGGACUCUGGAUCCUCCAUCUCCUACAUUAGAGAAUCCACACUCCUACACUUGGGUAUCACGAACUACACCAAAAAUCGUAGUUCAGCAGCCACUGCUAACGGCACCAAAUUUCAUUUCCUCGGACACACGACACUGAAAGUCAAGCUAGCCGACUACGAAAUCGAUCACGAAUUCAUGAUCUCUAGAGAUUCUGAUUGCCCAUCUCCCGCCCUACUUGGAUUGGAUCUCAUGAAGACUUUGGACGAGCAUAACAUCACUGUUAGUCUACGACCAUCCAAGAACAGACUACUUAUAGGAGAGCAUUCACUACCUCUUAUUGAUAGGUCUAUGCUACCACGACUCUUUAAGAAUCCUGCCCGGAUCAUCAAUAUCAUCAAUACGGAAGACCGAAUCAUUCCACCCAAUGGAACAGUUUGCCUAACUCUAAAGAUUGAUGAACGCUUGAAGAGAAACGAGUGGGUAUGCAUCAAACCAACUGAGGAUCACGC